AUGAUUCCAAUACAAUUACUUUGUGCAGCUGUUUAUACUGGUACAUAUACAAACGACAAGUGGGAUCAUGCGUAUGAAACUAACAGCAUUGGUGGAUUAUUGGGUGCUAGUCUAUCGUCUCUUGGUGAUUUCGUAAUUGCACCAAUAUUUAAUCGUAUACCACGUUUUCUGCAUACAGUUAUUGGUACUGUAGUAUAUAUUCCAUUAGCUAUUGUUGCUGCACAUAAAUUUAAUGAUUCAUUAACAUCGAUUAUGGGUGUAUCUUCAUAUUUGUUUACGAUACUCAUUGUUAUUGAAUUGGAAGAUUAUCUAUUAUUUCGAUGUUGUUCAUUUAAAAAUUAUAAUUUUGAUAUCUUGGAUAGUUAUAAGCUAUUACCAAUUAGUUUAGCUGCAAUUCUAUCUGAAAUUGUUGGAAUUAUUGGUGCUGCACUUGGAAUGUCACAAACUUGGUUUAAUGGACCAAUUGCAAAAGUUAUUGCACGAGAUACUGAUGCACACGGUGCAGAUGUUGGCUUUGAAGUUGGAUUGAUUUUUACAACAGUCACUUAUCCAUUAUUGAGACUCAUUGAACUAUAUUUUGUUGAACGGUGA
Messenger RNA from Rotaria sp. Silwood1, 591 nucleotides. Lineage: Eukaryota; Metazoa; Rotifera; Eurotatoria; Philodinida; Philodinidae. The record is from the annotation of a GenBank genome assembly.